Molecule: messenger RNA, 422 nt
Organism: Lucilia cuprina (Australian sheep blowfly)
Lineage: Eukaryota; Metazoa; Arthropoda; Insecta; Diptera; Calliphoridae
Product: splicing factor, proline- and glutamine-rich-like
Exons: 1
Coding region: 93-422 (109 amino acids)
Source: RefSeq, a predicted model, not a curated record
AAACUUUUCAAACACUACAAACUUUUUUCUUAAAAUAAAAACUACAACAACUAAAACAAACAUAAACUAAAAAAACAAAAACCAAUUACAAAAUGUCACGUGAAAAUUCACCACGUCAUAGUUUUAGACGGUUACCAAGAGACCAACAGUCACAGCCGCCGCCACAGCAACAACAACUAAAACAACAACAGCACCAGCAACAACAACCACCCAUUAUGGAACAUAGUGUUAGUGGUAGAGGUACCUCCUCUGGCAGUCCAGCACCCAUAUCAUCUUCGGCUUCAAAUAUAACCACCGUUCUUGAAGAUGGCAACGAUGAAAAUCCUAUGUUGCCACCUUUAACCGGUUCGGGACCAAGUAGACAACGUUCGUUAAGAGAUCGUCUUAAAGACGGUAUUACCGGCAGUUUUUCAUGGCAGUAA